This is a messenger RNA of Orbicella faveolata, 1733 nucleotides long. RefSeq names its product eukaryotic translation initiation factor 3 subunit L-like. Gene Ontology annotation, cellular component: cytoplasm; eukaryotic translation initiation factor 3 complex. Gene Ontology annotation, biological process: translational initiation. NCBI's taxonomy places the organism in Eukaryota, Metazoa, Cnidaria, Anthozoa, Scleractinia, Merulinidae. Gene Ontology annotation, molecular function: protein binding; translation initiation factor activity. The record is from RefSeq and is a predicted model, not a curated record.
CAGUUAAGAGCAUCUUGUGAUUUUUCUCAUCUCAGUUUCAACAAAUUAACUGAGAGACACUUUGAAAAAUCCCCAUGGCCUGACGCAGAUUACGUGGCAUCACUUGUGGAUGGAGAUCAAGUGUUUUUGAUUCUCUAUAAAGAGUUGUACUACAGACACAUCUACAAUAAACUCAAGCCAACAUUGGACCAUCGCUUUGAGUCAUACUUCAACUACUGCGAUCUUUUCAAUUACAUUCUAAAUACCGAUGAACCUGUUCCUCUCAGUCUGCCCAAUCAGUGGCUGUGGGACAUUAUUGACGAGUUUAUUUACCAGUUCCAAUCAUUUAGCCAGUACCGAUCAAAGUUGUUGAAAAAGGGAGAAGAUGAAGUAGGAACACUGAGAGCAAACACAAAGAUCUGGAAUGUUCACAGUGUUCUUAAUGUACUCUAUUCUUUAGUGGAAAAGUCCAAGAUUAACCAUCAGCUGGAGGUGUAUAACCAAGGUGGUGACCCUGAUUCUGUGGCUGGUGAGUUUGGAAUCCAUCCCCUCUACAAGAUGCUGGGUUACUUCAGUUUGAUUGGUCUGCUGAGGCUUCACUCUCUGCUUGGUGAUUAUUUCCAGGCAAUCAAAGUGCUGGAGAAUGUUGAACUAAACAAGAAGAGUCUUUACUCCCGAGUUCCUGCCUGCCAAAUCACCACUUAUUACUAUGUUGGAUUUGCAUACCUUAUGAUGAAGAGGUACCAGGAUGCAAUUCGCAGUUUCUCCAAUAUUUUGCUGUACAUUCAGAGGACCAAAAAUAUGUUCCAGACCAAAUCUUAUCAGUAUGAACAGAUUAUGAAGAAGAAUGAUCAGAUGUAUACACUGUUGGCCAUUUGUUUGACGUUAUGUCCACAGCGAAUUGAUGAGAACGUUCAUUCACAACUUCGUGAAAAGUGUGGAGACCGAUUGCAAAGGCUGCAGCGUGGGGAUGUACAGACAUUUGAGGAGGCCUUCUCGUACGCGUGUCCAAAAUUCAUCUCGCCUGUACCUCCAAACUUUGACGCUCCGCCAGCCAAUUUUAACAGGGAACCGUUUAAUCUCCAGCUUAAGGUUUUUAUGAACGAAGUGUCACAACAAUCUCUUAUACCAGUUAUAAGAAGCUAUUUAAAACUCUACACCACAAUGCCCAUCGCAAAGCUGGCUGCUUUUCUUGACAUGGACGAGAACCAAUUCAGGACGCAACUGCUCUGCUUCAAGCAUAAACAGAGAAACCUUGUGUGGACUAAAGGCACAGAUGCUCUUGAAGGAGAACUUCAGUCUUCUUCUGAAGUGGACUUCUACAUUGACCAGGACAUGAUUCACAUCGCUGAUACAAAAGUGGAACGGCGUUACGGAGAUUUCUUCAUUCGACAGAUUCACAAGUUUGACGAGGUGACCAAAAGCAUCCAGGCGGUACAGUGAUACCUCUCAAAGCAGAAGACAGCACGCUGUAUUGGAUCACCAACAGAGAGAAUAGCCCAUUAUUUUGCGAGUUCCUUCAGCCUCUAUCAAAGCGAGAGCUGGUGCGCAACCAUUCAUGAAUGAGUUUAAUUUUCAUCAUCCUUUCAUAUGAAAAUGAGAUUUCAUUCCAUGUAGCAUGUGAAUGAAAUCUUAUUUUCAUAUGAAAUGAGGGGCACCGAGACUCGAUUUUAGACAGAGGCUAAGGGAGAUCCGAAAUGGUUCAUUUGUACUUUGAAGAAGGAAAAAAUACAUUGCCGAUAAUUAACCUCCAA